Nicotiana tabacum (common tobacco) is the source of this 2086-nucleotide messenger RNA. RefSeq lists its product as uncharacterized. The record is from RefSeq and is a predicted model, not a curated record. Gene Ontology annotation, biological process: sesquiterpene biosynthetic process. Lineage: Eukaryota; Viridiplantae; Streptophyta; Magnoliopsida; Solanales; Solanaceae. Gene Ontology annotation, molecular function: cyclase activity.
GCAUAUACCCAUUUGGCUUUUUGUGUUGUUUAUGAGAUGGUCCCUUUAGGCAUCCUUGUGUUCCUUCACAGGAAGUAAACCCAGAAAAAUUAAAGAUGCUUCUUUUUCCUUCUUUUUUGAAUUGAAGCUUAGGUUAAAUGAAGCACAACCCAGAAAACCAAAGUUUCUAUUUUUGAUUCAAAUUACUCUCAUCUGUGUGUGCUGUCUUAAUGAUUCAAGAUACUUACUUUGCCACAUUGAAGCGGAGAAGCUGUACAUGAUGAUCUGUUAAAGUUUAAUACUUUGAGUUUGAACCCAAUAAAAUUAAAGGAAAGCAAGAAUGACAUCUGCUGUCAAUGGUGAAUGCCAUGGUAUUGUUGAGGAACCUAAGGGUGGCCAAGUGAAGACUCAUAUACCUCUGCAUGUUUCUACAUCUCAUAGGGGACUCAUAAGUAAUGAUAAUUCUCAGAACCAUUCCCAAGGUAGCAAUCUUGCUAUUCCCAAAAGGCUAAGGUUCCUCAACUUUGGUACUUUGGGCUCUCCAUCGGCAAAGUUUCAGCAGAUAGCUGAUGAAAGAGAUGAGUUUUCUCGAACUGUACCUUCUUCUAGCAGCCUUCAUCUCCGUCAACGCCUUUCUAGGCUGUUUUCACGGAAAAUUGAUUGGACGUCUCUUUGCAAAAUGUGCAAAGAGUGGUUCAGAAAUCCGCUGAAUAUUGUACUCUUUAUCUGGAUUGUAUGCGUAGCCGUUUCUGGUGCAAUUUUAUUUCUUGUGAUGACAGGGAUGUUGAACCAUGCCAUCCCUAAGAAAUCUCAGAGGGAUACGUGGUUUGAAGUGAAUAACCAAAUCCUUAAUGCACUGUUUACUCUGAUGUGUCUGUACCAACACCCACAAAGACUCUAUCACUUUGUUCUUUUAAUGCGAUGGAGGCCAGAAGAUAUUUCCAGGCUGAGAAAGAUUUACUGCAAACAUGGCACUUAUAAGCCCCAUGAAUGGACACACAUGAUGGUGGUUGUUGGGUUACUUAAUCUCAACUGUUUUGCUCAAUAUGCUCUGUGCGGCCUUAAUUUGGGUUACAGGAGGUCAGAAAGACCAGCUAUUGGGGUAGGAUUAUGUAUCUCAGUUGCAAUUGGUGCACCUGCCAUUGCUGGAGUUUACUCUAUGCUCAGCCCUCUUGGAAAAGAUUAUGAUACUGAGUUAGAUGAGGAAGCACAACUUCAGAUGACAGCUGCUGAGAGCAGCGCAUCUAGCCAACUGAGAAGAAAAUCAUUGGAAAGAAGAUUUUCUUUUGCAUCAGAUGAAGGAAGAAUUCUUGAAACUAGGCCACAAUGGAGUGGAGGCAUUCUUGAUUUUUGGGAUGACAUUUCUUUGGCAUAUCUCUCUCUGUUCUGCAGUUUUUGUGUUUUUGGUUGGAAUAUGGAGAGACUUGGGUUUGGAAACAUGUAUGUUCAUAUUGCAACUUUUCUUCUCUUCUGUAUGGCUCCUUUCUGGAUCUUCAAUUUGGCUGCUGUUAAUAUUGACAAUGAUAGUGUCAGGGGGGCGUUAGGACUUACUGGAAUUUUCCUUUGUCUAUUUGGGUUACUAUAUGGUGGCUUUUGGAGGAUUCAGAUGAGAAAACGAUACAAUUUGCCUCCUUACAAUACUUGCUGUGGUAAACCUUCUGUUGCUGAUUGUGCACUAUGGCUUUUCUGCUGUUGGUGUUCUCUUGCACAGGAAGUAAGGACUGGAAAUUCCUAUGACAUUGUGGAGGAUAAAUUUUAUAUGAAACAAGAUGAAAGUAUAGCUCCAUUACCUCGUGAGGAUGUGCUAUAUAGAUCCACUCAAGGUUCUCCCAACUCCUCUCCACCUCCAAUAGUGAAAAAUGAGAUAAUGACACCGCCUGCUCCUUCGAUUAUACAAAGAGAAGAUGUGUAGUACGACCUUUUUGCAAUGUUAUGAGAACUUUAACCAUACACUGUAAGCUCGCCUGCGCAAUUUUCAUUUUAGCUAUAGGUAUGUUGUAUUUCUACAUUCUAAAUAUGUUGUACAAGUACAAGUGCUGGUUGUGAUCAUCAUGUUUCAGAUAUUUUAUUCUCUGUAAUAUUGUCGCAGUACUCUGAUUCUUUCACA